Linepithema humile (Argentine ant) is the source of this 576-nucleotide messenger RNA. The record is from RefSeq and is a predicted model, not a curated record. Lineage: Eukaryota; Metazoa; Arthropoda; Insecta; Hymenoptera; Formicidae.
AUGGAAGCAUUACAAUAUCAUAAAAAACUAGAAGAAUUGCAAAAAGCAUUUGAAAUUGCUAAAGAGUUAGUUCAGCAAUAUUUAGAUGAAGUACAAAAACAACAUGAGUCACAGGAUGAUCCUGACAAUCCAAUAGGUGUUCAAAAUAUAGAAGCUGGUGAAGCGAUGCAAGAUUUUAAGGAUCUCGUAUUUGGUGUUUGCGGUAUAACUGCUAUUAUUGUCGGUCAUUAUUGGUCGUGUAUUCUUGACAUUGUUUUACCGAUAAACGAAUCUCAAACACAUAGUAUGCUAGUAACAAUGGAAUAUUUCAUCGAUCAAGACAGAUAUUUCUUUUUAAUUAUGCUGCAUAUGAACUUAGCAGCUUGUUUAGCGACAAUGUCAAUGUUAGCUACAGGAACGACAUUUAUUGCGUAUCUUGAACACACUUGUGAAAUGUUUAGAAUCGCAAAUUAUCGCAUUAAACGAGCUAUAAGUAUUGUCUUAAAAAAUAAUAAUUUAGAUGAGAUGUUAAUAUUCAAAGGAAUAAUUUGCGCUGUGAACAUUCAUCAAAAAGCUAUAAAGUUAGUAAAUACUUGA